AUGCAAGAAAAGUCAAGGUCAUUUGGAGCACGUGAAAUGCCUCCUUUAGCGAAGAACAAUGAUAUUAACGCAGCCUUUCCAGGAUGUGACUUCAUGGAAUUUUAUCAAUGCAGUAGAGAGAAAAAAAGACUGCAUAUGCCUUUACACCUGUCUCACUAUACGAGCAGUCCACCUUCAGGAGAGGGGUCUCAAAAAUCAUUCGAACCGAUUGUGGUACAAACUUCAAAAGGGUCAAACUUCAAACUUGGAGAACGCGUUAUCGAUUCAAUAUUCGAACAAGAUGGCAAAAAUACCAGAGACUCGGUGAUGUCCUAUAACACUAAGGGACACAUGGAUCUUCAAUACAUCCGGUGCUCCGUUGAUGGGAAGAGCUUAUUGCUGAUUGGGACAGUGGAGCGCGCUUCCACGAAAUCCGUUGGACGAAAGAAACUAUCACAUUCUGAGCUAUACACUAUCAUAACUCAGAUUGAAACCAUCGUUAACACAAGGCCUCUUACAAGUCUUUGCACGUCAAGUGUGGACAACAUUCCUAUUAGAGUUGUUGAUUUCCUUCAGAGUAGUCUAAAAUAUAGUUUGAUGCCAACUGAUGAUCUCGAAGAAGGAGAUCCUGCAUUCGAUCCCAGUCUAAUUCAAGCAGUUGUGUAG
Messenger RNA from Necator americanus (New World hookworm), 645 nucleotides. RefSeq lists its product as uncharacterized. The transcript is spliced from 2 exons. Lineage: Eukaryota; Metazoa; Nematoda; Chromadorea; Rhabditida; Ancylostomatidae. The record is from RefSeq and is a predicted model, not a curated record. The coding region runs from base 1 to 645 and encodes 214 amino acids.